Danaus chrysippus (African queen) is the source of this 636-nucleotide messenger RNA. Lineage: Eukaryota; Metazoa; Arthropoda; Insecta; Lepidoptera; Nymphalidae. The record is from the annotation of a GenBank genome assembly.
AUGGCUGAUUUAGACGAUUUCUUCGCUAAAAAGGACCGCAAAAAGUCCAAGUCCGUUAAAAAGUUCGCUACCGCUGAUGAACUGGCAAAGAAACUAGAGGAUUCAAAACAAAAAAGCGACGUCAGACCCAAAAAAGACAGACCUCAGGAGGGCGAAGAAGCUAACCGAGCGGAGGAAGAGUGGAAAGACUAUGAGGAGCCCGUCAAAGAUUACACGGGACUCAAGAUACAGGUGUUACAAGGAGGGGCGACGCCCGACACCGCGAGAGACGCGGCCGAGGACUCCGCCCCCGAGAACACAAGGGGGAAGGGACCCUGGAACAAACCUGUGGAGCCGGUGUCAGUGGAGCAGCCAGCGGCGCCCCCCGUGAGGGAGGAGCGCGAGCCCGCAGCGCCCGCCGCCUACGUGCCGCCGCAGUCAAGGAACAGGGCCGUCGAGCCGCGCCGCACGCAGCAACACAGAAAGAACGCCCCGGACAUACACAACGACGACUACUUCCCCGUGUUAGGAGCGGCGAGGGGCGCGCGGGCCGGCUGGGGCGGCGGGGGCGGAGCGCCCGACAGACAACAACAACAACAACAACACCGGCCCGCGCUCAGCACCGGGAACAGGUUCACGAGCCUCCAGGACAGCUAG